Molecule: messenger RNA, 1437 nt
Organism: Brassica napus (rape)
Lineage: Eukaryota; Viridiplantae; Streptophyta; Magnoliopsida; Brassicales; Brassicaceae
Product: protein FAR1-RELATED SEQUENCE 5-like
Exons: 1
Coding region: 1-1437 (478 amino acids)
Biological process (GO): regulation of DNA-templated transcription
Molecular function (GO): zinc ion binding
Source: RefSeq, a predicted model, not a curated record
AUGGCAGCAAUGGAAAAGGGAGGUGCUGGAGCGGUUUUGGAGUACUUUCAAAAAAAGAAAGAGGAUGAUUCAUCUUUUUUUUACUCAAUGCAACUUGAUGAGGACGAUAUGAUCACUAAUAUUUUUUGGGCAGAUGAUCGGUCAAUUAGUGAUUACAAUCUUUUUGGAGAUGUCGUUUGCUUUGAUACAACUUACAAGACCAACGAAUAUGAUAAGUUUGCUCCAUUUGUCGGGGUCAAUCAUCAUAAGCAAACUAUUGUGUUUGGUGCUGCUCUCUUAUAUGAUGAAACAACAGAAUCUUUUGAGUGGCUUUUUCAGACUUUUCUUGGAGCAAUGUCUGGAAAACAGCCGCAAACAAUUCUUACAGACCAAUGUGCAGCAAUGGAAAAUGCAAUAGGAAAAUUCUUCCCUGAAACAAAACAUAGGUUAUGUGUUUGGCAUAUUUACCAAAAUGCUACAAAGAGGUUGAGUUGUGUAUUUCAUGGACCAAACCAUUUUGCCACAGACUUUGGAAAAUGUGUAUAUGACCAUGAGAAUGAAGUAGAGUGGUUAUCGGCAUGGAGUGAAAUGCUCGAGAAGCAUGGAUUGACAGAGAAUAAAUGGCUGAAUGAUUUGUUUGAGUUGAGAGAAAAAUGGGCAAGGGUAUAUGGUCGUCAAAAUUUUACAGCCAAUAUGAUGAGCACACAGCGUAGUGAAAGUAUGAAUAAUAUUUUGAAAAAUUACUUGAAGAGCAGUUAUAACUUGUUUCGCUUCUUUAAACACUAUGAGAGAGUGUUGGAUGAUCGGCACUUUAAAGAAUUAACUACUGACUUCAGUAUGAUGCAUACCUCGCCGGUAUUAUCAGCUCCUGUAGAAAUGUUACAACAUGCAUUGGACGUGUAUACACCAGAAGUCUUUACCUUGUUCCAGAAGGAAUACAUAGCUAUAGGUGAUUAUGUUGCCAAAAGGGUCAAUAAGUCUGAGAUGGUGAGUGCUGAAUACAAUGUAUCUUUACGUGGUCUUGGAAGAAAUCAUUUGGUUAACUAUGUUGCUGCAAACGAAACGAUACAUUGUAGUUGCAUGAAGUUUUCUUUUGGUGGAAUCUUAUGUCGUCAUGCAUUAAAAGCGUUGGCCAAGAAGGAUGUUAGAAGAAUUCCACCUACUUACAUUCUGAACCGAUGGAGUAAAGAGGCUAAAGCACGAACCAUAUCCUUUUAUCAUUCAGCGACACCUAAUGAUACAGUGAAGCAAUCGUUCGGAAAACGAUAUAGUCAUAUAUGUCGUACUUUCCGUGAGAUUGCGUCUGUUGCUGCUGAACAUGUAGAACUGACGUUGUGUGCAGAUGAAGCUGCCUCUCAGUUGCUUGAAAAAUUGGUGGAAAAGAAAAUGGAACUUGUGAAAGCUAAUAAAUGGAUGGUCCACUCUUCAGAUUUUGAACUUGUGGAAGAAGAAGAUUAA